Molecule: messenger RNA, 3485 nt
Organism: Phyllostomus discolor (pale spear-nosed bat)
Lineage: Eukaryota; Metazoa; Chordata; Mammalia; Chiroptera; Phyllostomidae
Gene: MAP3K21
Product: mitogen-activated protein kinase kinase kinase 21
Exons: 10
Coding region: 324-3140 (938 amino acids)
Biological process (GO): protein phosphorylation
Molecular function (GO): ATP binding; JUN kinase kinase kinase activity; protein binding
Source: RefSeq, a predicted model, not a curated record
GGGUCCUGCAGGGGCGGUCCCAGGAGGCGGCCGGGCUGAGUGAACUGCAGGCCCGCCGCAGGCCCAGCGCGCCACCAUGGUGCUAGAGCCCCCGCGGGCGUGGGGACCGCUGCAGCAGCAGAAGCGGCUGAAGAGGAACGGUGGCUGAGGCCAGGUUCUCCGGAUCGUGGGCCCGCGAUCCCUCGCCGUACCCGAGCUCCGAUCCCUCCUCCCUGCCUUCCCAGGGCGCCGAGGCGACACCGCCGGACGAUGCGCGCCCACGGCCACACAGGAGGCUGAGCCCGCCGCCCCGCGCUCUGCUUGCACCCUCACGGCUGUCCCCGAUGGCCUUGCCGGGCGCGGAGGGCGCAGCCGACAGGCCGGUAUCCCCGGCCCCAGGCGCCCCCGCCGGCUCCGCAUCGUCUUCGUCCGCCUCCUCCAGUGGCUCGGCCUCGGCAGACGUGGGGCUGUGGGCCGCGCUGUACGACUACGAGGCGCGCGGCGAGGACGAGCUGAGCCUCCGGCGCGGCCAGCUGGUGGAAGUGCUGUCCCAGGAUGCCGCCGUGUCCGGCGACGAGGGCUGGUGGGCCGGCCAGGUGCAGCGGCGCCUGGGCAUCUUCCCAGCCAACUACGUGGCGCCGUGCAGCCCGACCGCUCUCCCAGUACAGCCACCCGCCAGCUCACCACCGCGGCCCGGCUCUCCUGUGCACGUCGACUUUGAGCGCCUUGAGCUCAAGGAGCUCAUCGGCGCCGGCGGCUUUGGGCAGGUGUACCGAGCCACCUGGCAGGGCCAUGAGGUGGCGGUGAAGGCGGCGCGCCGGGACCUGGAGCAGGACGCGGCAGCGGCGGCCGAGAGCGUGCUGCGGGAGGCGCGGCUCUUCGCCAUGCUGCGGCACCCCAACAUCAUCGAGCUGCGCGGCGUGUGCCUGCAGCAGCCCCACCUCUGCCUGGUGCUCGAGUUCGCCCGCGGAGGAGCGCUCAACCGCGCGCUGGCAGCCGCCAACGCUGCCCCGGAUCCGCGCGCCCCCGGCCCGCGCUGUGCGCGCCGCAUCCCCCCGCACGUGCUGGUCAACUGGGCGGUGCAGAUCGCGCGCGGCAUGCUCUACCUGCACCAGGAGGCCGUGGUGCCCAUCCUUCACCGGGACCUCAAGUCCAGCAACAUUUUGCUGCUGGAGAAGAUAGAGCACGAUGACUUCUGCAGUAAGACGCUGAAGAUCACGGACUUCGGCCUGGCGAGGGAGUGGCACCGGACCACCAAGAUGAGCGCGGCCGGCACCUACGCCUGGAUGGCGCCGGAGGUCAUCAAGUCCUCCCUGUUUUCUAAGGGGAGCGACAUCUGGAGCUAUGGCGUGCUGCUGUGGGAGCUGCUCACGGGGGAGGUCCCCUAUCGUGGCAUCGACGGUCUCGCUGUGGCUUACGGCGUGGCAGUCAACAAGCUCACCUUGCCCAUUCCCUCCACCUGCCCGGAGCCCUUCGCCAAGCUCAUGAAAGAAUGCUGGCAGCAAGACCCUCAUAUCCGUCCAUCAUUCGCCUUAAUUCUCGACCAGCUGACCACUAUUGAGGGGGCGGUCAUGACCGAAAUGCCUCAGGAAUCUUUUCACUCCAUGCAAGACGACUGGAAGCUGGAAAUCCAGCAGAUGUUUGACGAGCUGAGAACAAAGGAGAAGGAGCUGCGGUCCCGCGAGGAGGAGCUGAGCCGAGCCGCCCUGCAGCAGAAGUCGCAGGAGGAGCUGCUGAAGCGGCGGGAGCAGCAGCUGGCAGAGCGCGAGAUCGACGUGCUGGAGCGCGAGCUCAACAUCCUCUUAUUCCAGAUGAACCAGGAGAAGCCCAACGUCAAGAAGAGGAAGGGCAAGUUCAAGAAGGGUCGCUUAAAGCUCAAAGAUGGGCAUCGGAUCAGCUUACCCUCAGAUUUCCAGCACAAAAUAACUGUACAGGCGUCUCCCAACCUGGACAAGCGGAGGAGUCUGAACAGCAGUGGCUCCAGCCCGCCCAGCAGCCCCACCAUGAUUCCGAGGCUCCGGGCCAUACAGUUGACUUCAGACGAAAGCAAUAAAACUUGGGGACGCAACACCGUCUGUCGACAGGAAGAAUUUGAGGAUGUAAAAAGGAAUUUCAGGAAGAAAGGCUGCACUUGGGGACCGAAUUCAAUUCAAAUGAAGGAAAGAGCCGACUGCAAAGAAAGAAUAAGACCUCUCUCAGAUGGCAACAGCCCUUGGUCAACUCUCUUAAUAAAAAAUCAGAAGACUGUGCCACUGACGUCAUUAUUUGUGGACCAGCCAGGUGCUUGUGAAGAACCAAUACCCCCCGCUGACGGAUCAGAGCCCAGAAAACCAAAGCAGACCAAGCUGCCCGGCCCAGCCCAUGUGGAUUCCCCUCUGGGGAGAGACGGCCAGAGAGAGAACCCUCUGGAAGCAGAGAGCUGGGAGGAAGCUCCCUCUGGGAGCCCCGCCAUGGGCAUUCCGCAGGUGACCUCCAGCAGCAGUCUGAGCAGGUCCCCAUGGAAGAGGACGGAGUCCGCCCUGUACAGCUGCACCAUGCUGCUGGCCUCCGUGGCCCUGGGCCUGGAUCUCAGAGAGCUGCCCAGAGCGCAGGCUGCGGAGGAGCCCCGGGAAGAGCGGAGGAAAUGGGAGGGACUCCUGCAGUGGGCACCCAGGCCCCGCACCGCCGAUCGCCCCCGGCCAAUACCUGAGGGUCAGGGGUCCCGAGGCCCACCCUUGCUACCCUCACCUGGCGCCCUGGACCUGCUGUCCAGGCCUUCCCUCUCCACGAGGUGCUUGCUGCAGAUGGAGGGCACGGACUCCUUCGAGGCCAGUGCACAUGGCGCUCUGGACCCCCAUGUGCCCGCUGCAGAGGUCCGCCCCGCCUCGGGAAGGGGCUGUCCCCAGCCCAGCUCUGGGCCAAGGCGGGAGUCCGAUGGCUGUGUGUGGAAACCAAGACCCCCCUGCCCGCCCCCCUCAGCGCAGACCUGUGGGGUCGCACCUCCCUGGGCCUCUUCCACAGAAAGGGCAGCGCGUCACCGGCGGACCGUGUCUGACGGAAGUGCUUCUCAGGCCCCAGCUGGUGCCACCAGGGCCCCUGCCCCGCACCCUGAGCAGGUGUGGGGGCUGCCCCUCUCCCUCUCUGGUUCUCGCAAACAACCUGCCGUGCGAGGCCUCGCCUAGAAGACAAACAACAGUCAACACUGUGCCUCUGCCUCGAGCCCCACCCCUGAGAGACCCCUCGGAUCCCCCCCAGGCCUUCCCAGGGAGAACAGAGCCUCGGCCAGCCCAGGCCAACCCGGGCCUGGAUGACGGGGGACCGCCUCCUCACUUUUCCCUCGGUGCCAGGACAGAACUAUACUGCACGUGCCUUCCUUACUGGACGCGGACAUGGAGGGCCAGAGCGGCGACUGCACGGUUGCCCUUGUGCCGGAUGAAGAGCAGAACCAGCCGGCCCUCCAUCUACCAGCUGGAGAAGGAAUUCCUUUCUUAAGUGCCUUACCUUGUUCAAGCAUUUCUUUUUUUUUU